Arctia plantaginis is the source of this 810-nucleotide messenger RNA. The record is from the annotation of a GenBank genome assembly. NCBI's taxonomy places the organism in Eukaryota, Metazoa, Arthropoda, Insecta, Lepidoptera, Erebidae.
AUGUGGUCUCACUUAGAACGUGGAAGUUCGCCAGUGGACUGGUGCGAAUCGAAUUAUUCUAUUUCACCGAUGAUAGCAGAAUUUGUUAAUACUGUCAGCAAUUUUUUGUUCUUCUUGUUCCCGCCAGUAUUAAUUCACUUGUUCCAAGAGUACUCUAAGUUCUUCAAUCCAGCAAUAAAUGUAUUAUGGGUUUUAUUGAUGUUGGUUGGAGUAAGCUCUGCAUACUUUCAUGCUACAUUAAGCUUAGUUGGACAAUUAAUGGACGAGUUAGCAAUAUUAUGGAUGUUCCUGGCGGGUUUAGCGAUACUUUUGCCAAAGCGGUAUUUUCCAGCGUUCUUUCACGGAAGUAGACGCCGUAUGGCCUUAGUGUCAACUUCAAUGGGGAUUGUGUUAAUGGUAUGUCUGAUAAUGCACCCAGCGGCCAACGCCUUCGCCUUGAUGACCCUCACCGUACCUACUCUCAGAAUAUUAUACACCGAGUUGAUUAGAGUGAAAUGUGCACGUGUGUUUCGGCUUGGUUUGCGGUGUUCUGCCGUCACUUUACUUGCAAUAUUCUGUUGGUUCAUGGAUCGUAUGUUUUGCGAUGCUUGGCUCUCUAUCGAUUUUCCUUACAUGCACGGAGUCUGGCACGUCCUGAGCUUUAUCGCCAGCUACACGAUGCUCGUGCUGUUCGCCUUCUUCAACGCUACAGAAGAAAGACCCGAACAGAAACCUCAAUUAAGAUACUGGCCAGUAAACGAAUUUGAAUUAGGAAUCCCUUACGUGUCCAUUAAAGAUCCAUGCAAAAAAGAUUCUAAUUUGGCAAUUUAG